CUUCAGUGAGUGAAUAGAAAACUGUCUAUUUUCUUUUAAACAUGAAGUUUUACGGAAUUAUUCUUCUGGUUGGUAUUCUCUGUGCUUUUGACUGUGCAAAUGCCAAGGCUCAAGGACCAGAUCAACGUGUUUACCAUGGAGACUACAAUGCAGUAAAUGAUGUAGACAGAAAAACUUAUCCUGCCCUUGUAGUUGUUACUGAUGGAGCAAGUGUACUUUCUAAUUGUACUUCUAAUAUCAUCUCACUGAAUUAUGUUCUUACCCACUUGAGUUGCCUUGAUUUUGAGGAAACUGCUACCUUGGUGAGAACAGUCUCAUCAAUUGGAUUUACUGGUCAAUACCAUGAAACUACUAUACUAAAUGUUGUACAAAUUAGCGAUUGUAUCGCUCUUGGGGAACUAGCGAACCCUUUUCCUGCUACUGCAGGAGAAUUUACACCGGUUGCUCUUCCACCUGCUGACUUGGCAUUAGAUGAGGACUGUGGAGUAGUAGAUUUUACGCUUGCUGGAUACAGAGAUGCAGACUCAAAUGAUGAUGCUACUGUUUCAAGUACUGUAGCAUUCUUGGGAGACUUCCGAAAGAUAUGUCGAUCUUCGUGCCGUCCCUUCUAUUCUGUCCUAUCACCAACGGAUGUUUUUUGUGCACAAGGUCAGGGAGAUUAUGCAGCUUGUGGUGCUGAUCUAGGUGCUGGUUUGGUAUAUCAAGAUACUAGUGUCACUCCUGCCCAAGAUAAAAUUUAUGGAAUACUAUCAGAAAAUCUGGGUUGCGGAAACAAUAUUGCUGUUUAUUGUUUCGUUCCUAGAUAUGUUGAAGCUAUUGAAGGUGUCAUCGGUGCCUAACACUGAAGUCAAAUUGUCAAAAACUGCACACUUAUGACGACAUAUGCAAUGAAAAUUAUCUAGGAAAAAAUUAUAUAAUAUUGUACCAAUGGUGAUGGGUUAUAUGGCAAUCAAAUAAAGCAUGCAUGUUAAA
Messenger RNA from Phlebotomus papatasi, 972 nucleotides. RefSeq lists its product as uncharacterized. The record is from RefSeq and is a predicted model, not a curated record. The coding region runs from base 42 to 839 and encodes 265 amino acids. Gene Ontology annotation, biological process: proteolysis. The transcript is spliced from 2 exons. Gene Ontology annotation, molecular function: serine-type endopeptidase activity. NCBI's taxonomy places the organism in Eukaryota, Metazoa, Arthropoda, Insecta, Diptera, Psychodidae.